UAAAUUAUGAAUAUACGGUAUACCUGUAUUUAUUUGAUAAGAAUUAUUAAAAAAUUAUUUUUAAAUCCCAACAAAUUGGGCAGGGCAUCACCCUCUUAGAUUCUGCAACUUCUUUCAACUGAACAAAACCAAACCAAAAAAACUUUAGGGUUUUCCAGAAACGUUAAAAUCAUGUCUAAUUCUCUCUCAGUGAAACCUAAUCUUGUUCUUUCUCCAUUUCCAUACCGGACCGCAACUCAAAACCCUCUUUUUAAUCGAACUUACUUUGCCCACAAACCAUUCCUUCGUGGUUCGCUUUCUAUUACCAAAGUGGGGUUCAAACCCGACCCGCAAAGUGUGGAGGGUGUAAUCAAGGAGCUGUUUGGACAAGCUGAGAACUUUCUCUUUACCAUAGCUGAUGCUGCCGUGUCUUCCUCUGACACAGUAACUACAACGAAACAGAACUCUGAUUGGCUUUCUGGUAUUACUAAUGUAAUGGAAACUGUUUUGAAGGUUUUAAAAGAUGGACUGUCUACUUUACAUGUGCCUUAUUCAUAUGGUUUUGCUAUUAUCCUUCUCACUGUUAUUGUUAAGGCUGCUACUUUUCCUUUAACUAAAAAACAGGUUGAGUCUGCCAUGGCUAUGCGAUCUUUAACACCACAAAUAAAGGCCAUUCAGCAGAGAUAUGCUGGUGAUCAGGAGAGAAUUCAACUUGAAACUGCCCGAUUAUAUAAAUUAGCUGGCAUAAACCCUCUGGCAGGAUGCUUGCCUACACUUGCCACAAUACCAGUAUGGAUUGGCCUAUAUAGAGCUCUUUCAAAUGUAGCAGAUGAAGGACUCCUCACGGAAGGUUUCUUUUGGAUACCCUCUUUGGCUGGUCCUACCACAAUUGCGGCACGACAAAGUGGAAGUGGCAUUUCUUGGCUUUUCCCUUUUCAAGAUGGUCAUCCACCCCUUGGAUGGCAUGAUACCUUGGCGUAUCUUGUCUUGCCUUUUUUAUUGGUUGUUUCACAGUUUAUGUCAGUCAAGAUCAUGCAGGCCUCACAGAAUAAUGAUCCAAAUGUGAAGACUUCUCAAGCACUGACAAACUUCCUCCCAUUCAUGAUUGGCUAUUUUUCUCUGUCAGUUCCUUCUGGUCUAAGUCUUUAUUGGUUUACAAAUAAUAUAUUAAGUACAGUCCAGCAAGUAUGGCUUCAGAAGUUUGGGGGUGCAAAAAAUCCAAUCAAAAUAUUCAGUGAUUCAAUCAAGGAAGAAGAACUUGAGAUUCCGAAAUCUGUCUCAAGAUUAAAUACCACCAAGGAGGAGGUCAAACAAAGAGAAAAGUUGACAGUGGAGGGACUACGUCCUGGUGAAAGAUUUAAGCAAUUAAAGGAGCAAGAGGCUAGAAAAAGACGAGAAAGAGAAGAGAAGAGGAAAGCUGAAGAGGCGGCAGAUAAGGGAAAAAGGUUAACAAAUGAGGAACACAAAAAUGAAAAGAGUGGACUUGAGGAGGGAAGUGGAGGUGCUGCCAACUUAGUUAAUAAAAGAAAUGGAAGCCUGCAGUCUGUAAAUGGUCAAGAUACCUCCAAUUUCAAACUUGUGAAUGGUGACCAGUCUAGUCAAGAGUUGAGACAAGAUGAGAAUACAAUCUCUGUAUUCAGGACAGAGGACAGUGUGGUUUCUUCCAAGACUGAGGUUGAUGGGAGGGAUGAACAGUAAUCAUAUGAAAACCUAGGAAGGAAGCUGUUGAAGUAUGCAAAAGUUCAGUGACAAAAGAUAACAAGCGUUCUGAAGAAGACAUGGACCAAGCCUGGAGGGGAGUAAGGGACCCAAGACAAUCAUUGAUACGACAUAAUAAUAUUUCAGGUUACCCCAAAGUACAAUUCUAGUUGUUUGCAUGUUAGGUGGGAUAUGGGAAAGCAAGUGACGUUAUUUAUUUCCAAUAUUUCCACAUUGGAUUUGUGACAUCUCUCCAAACCAUGCAGAUGACUUGCGGCAUCAAUAGGGUUUUGGAAGUCGCAUGUACGUUAAGCAAGGAGUUGAGAUGUAAGAAUAGUUUUAAUUAAUGACCUUUUGUUAUUCUAUGUAUAAGCUGAAAAAUCGAAUGCAUUAUCUUUCUCUCUUUUCUUUUUCUGUAUGGUACCCAUUCUGGAUAGAGCAUAAAGAAUAAUAAGGAAUAAAAGGUUCAACAGAUGCCAUGGGUUACCUUAUUCCUCA
Mangifera indica (mango) is the source of this 2175-nucleotide messenger RNA. RefSeq names its product ALBINO3-like protein 1, chloroplastic. The coding region runs from base 172 to 1677 and encodes 501 amino acids. Lineage: Eukaryota; Viridiplantae; Streptophyta; Magnoliopsida; Sapindales; Anacardiaceae. The record is from RefSeq and is a predicted model, not a curated record. Gene Ontology annotation, biological process: thylakoid membrane organization; protein insertion into membrane; protein localization to chloroplast. Gene Ontology annotation, cellular component: chloroplast thylakoid membrane. The transcript is spliced from 11 exons. Gene Ontology annotation, molecular function: membrane insertase activity.